AUUAAGUAAGAAAAAGGGGAGGACAUACUCCAUUUUCAUUAUAGCGGAUCCCGACGCGCAGGGAUGCUGUAUACAAAAAUACGGACAAACAAAACGGAUAGAAUUAUAUAACGCAUGAAGGAAUUUGUAUUUUUGGCUUUGGCACUGCUAAAUACAGUGACCAAUGGCCAGAAUCUUAAUUGUAACUUUGAUAAUGACAACACUUGCGCAUGGACCAAUGUACAAGGCAAAGAUAAUGCGGACUGGCAAAUGAGACAAGGACCAACUCCAUCCCAAUGGACUGGACCACCAAACGACCAUACAACCAACAGUUCAACUGGUUACUACAUUUACUAUGAGGCAAACAAUGGUAAAUUGAAUGAUAAGGCACAGUUACAGAGUCCUAGGAUAUCAGUAACUUCAGGACAAAAAUGUCUUAGCUUCUGGUAUUACAUGUAUGGCCCCAGUGUAAAUGCCCUAAAUGUUUACCUCAAGUCAGGGAAUACUUUGGGCACUGCUGUAUACCACAGAGAACGGACACAGGGUCAAAAGUGGAACCAGGCUACUGUCACAAUUUCCAAUAAGAGAAAUAUACAGGUUAUCAUUGAAGCAGUAAGGGGACGUAACUACCUCUCCGAUAUUGGUGUAGAUGAUAUUCUGUAUACAAAUGGAGCAUGUGGACAGCCAGGAAAUGUGACCCCAGCUCCAGGUCUUACAGGAACGAUUACCUGUAAUUUUGAGACCUCAUCACUCUGUGGUUAUAAACAGUCCAGAGGUGAUGACCAGUUUGACUGGAAGUGGGCCUCAGGAGCAUCUCCCACCAAAGGAACUGGACCACCUAAUGACCACACACAGCAGUCUGCAGCAGGACAUUACAUGUUAAUGGAAGCAAAUGGACGUAGAAAUAACCAGAAAUGUAGACUGCUGUCUCCACAGACAGUUAGUAAACAACCUUUAUGUCUGCAGUUUUACUACUACAUGUAUGGUAGAAACGUAAAUAAGCUCAGUGUGUAUAUAAAAACUGGAAACAGAGUUGGUGGAGCAUUAUGGUCUAGACGCGGUAAUCAAGGUGCCUUAUGGCAAGUAGGACAGGUCACUUUAAGUCAAGGAAACAGAAAUUUCCAGGUUGUGUUUGAAGCUAUGAGAGGUAAUGGUAAUUUAGGAGAUAUUGCUAUUGAUGAUGUUGUCACUCACACUGGUAGAUGUCCUGCUCCAGGAACAUGUAACUUUGAAAAAGGUCUGUGUACAUGGACUAACUCAAAGGGAGAUGACUUUGAUUGGAUACAAAGAUCUGGAAGUACAAACACCCAGGGGACUGGUCCAACAGCUGACCAUACUCUAGCAACAGCUCAGGGGCAUUACAUAUAUAUUGAGGCAAGCUCACCACGACGACCUAAUGACAAAGCUCAGCUGAUCAGUCAGACGUUAAGAGGAUCAACUCGGCCAACAUGUUUUCAGUUCUGGUACAGUAUGGUUGGGGCAACAAUUGGUUCCCUAAAUAUCUACAUGCAAACAGUUAGCAGUCAGACUACAGUAAAUACAUUGAUGUGGUCUCUAUCAGGGAACCAGCAACAACCAUGGAUACAGGGAAAAUUCAGUAUCACUAGCAGGACAAGUUACCAGCUUAUAAUUGAAGGUGUUAGAGGAACUAGCAUUACAGGAGAUAUUGCUUUGGAUGACUUGAAAACACAAAUCAACAGUAAAUGUGCAAUUCAACCAACGAAAGCACAACCUACAUCUACAACAGCUAGUCCUUCAACAACUCCUGCCACAUCUGCUAAACCUACAACACCACAUGUGAAGUCUAAUACAGUAACAUGUAACUUUGAUUAUGAUACAUGUGGAUGGACACAGCUUAAGUCAGAUCAAUUUGAUUGGACAAGACAGAAGGGAGGAACUAUUCUACCAGGAACAGGACCAUCUGGAGAUCAUACAUCAGGGACUGGCUACUACAUGUAUACAUCAGCCUCUGUAAGGUAUGCCAAUCAAACAGGACGGAUUCAGAGUCCUCAGAUCCGACCUGGUGGCAAGUCACAGUGUCUCACGUUCUGGUAUCAUAUGUACGGACCUAACAUUGGUGUAAUGAACUUAUAUGUGAAGAAAAGGCCAAAUCUUGGGGCACCUUUAUGGACAAGAUCAGGAUCCAAGGGUAAUAAAUGGCUACAGGCAGUUGUCACUUUACCUAGCAGUGGGGCUUACAGACUUGUAUUUGAAGCUGUUAAUGGUUAUGGUUUCCGUGGUGACAUGGCUCUUGAUGAUGUCACUUUACAGUCAUGUGCAGGUAUCACUACGCUUAAACCAGGAGCAUCUGUGUCACCAAUUUUUCCGCCUUUAAGGUCUAGAAAAUGUACAUUUGAGCAAGCUAGCAUAUGUGGCUAUACACAAGAUAGGACAGACAAUUUUGAUUGGACUAGAGAUGUUUCUGGUACGAAUACUGGUAGCACUGGACCAAGUCGUGACCAUACAUACAAUACUCCCCAAGGACACUACAUGUUUAUUGAGACUUCAGCACCUCGUAAGCAAGGAGAUAAAGCAAGACUUAUAUCCCCAGCAUACCAAGAUAAUACUGAUGUAUGUGUCCAGUUUUGGUACCAUAUGUAUGGCACUGGAAUAGGAACAUUCAAUGUUUAUGCUCAGGUUGGAUCAAAUCUUGGACUCCCUGUUUUUACAAUGACUGGUAACCAAGGUAACAAAUGGAUUGUUGGACGUGCAUCCAUUCCACAGAGCACUGCUUCCCAGGGAUACAAAGUAGUAUUUGAGGGUAUUAGAGGAAUAAAUUACCGUGGUGAUAUUGCCAUUGAUGAUAUCACCUUCACAGCAGGCUCCUGUGGCAACCCAGGAGAUUGUGACUUUGACACUGAUCUUUGUACAUGGCAAAAUGUGCAAGGUACCGGGGACAGUUUUGACUGGACCCAACAGUCUGGUUCUACUGCCAGUGGAACAACAGGACCCACUAAUGAUCAUACACAGGGAAACAAUAAAGGAAAGUACAUGUUUAUUGAGACAUCAACACCAAGGCGACCUGGAGAUGUAGCCUGGCUGGUCAGUCAAGUAUUUCAACCAACUGGAACUGGUCAGUGUGUGUCAUUCUGGUAUAACAUGUAUGGUCAGACGAUUGACACCCUCAAUAUAUAUGUUUUACCAUCUGGUUCAGCAAACAACCAAACAAUAUGGUCAUUGAAGGGUAACCAAGGUACACAGUGGUUUCAAGGGCAAGCUCCUAUCCCAAGAUUAGGAAAGUCUUUCAAGAUAGUGUUUGAAGGAGUUAGAGGGAAAACUUACAAGGGGGAUAUUGCUAUUGAUGACAUAUCAUUCACAAGUUCAACAUGUGGAGUGCGACCUUCAACCGCUGUUCCUGCUCCCCAGACAUCUGUUGCAUCAACAGUAUCUAUGGCAACAGCACCACCUGGACAGGCCAAUUGUAACUUUAAUUCUGGUCUUUGUGGCUGGACGCAGGAUAAAACAGAUGAUUUUGAUUGGACACGUCAGAGGGGAAAAACAAAUUCUGCUAAUACUGGACCAUCUGCAGAUCACUCUGGAAGUGGAUACUACGUGUAUAUAGAGACAAGUGGUGUGGCAUUAGGAAAGAAAGCUCGCCUCAUCAGUCCACAGAUACCACCAAAUCAACAAGGCCAGAAAUGUUUCACAUUCUGGUAUCACAUGUAUGGUCAGAAUGUUGACCGGCUCAAUGUGUAUAUCCAGUUUGGGCUCUCACUACCUUCCUCUGCUACCUUGACAAAACAAGGCACACAGGGGAACCAGUGGAAGAAAGCUAGCCUAUCAUUCUCUGCUUCAAAACCAUUCAAUAUUGUCCUAGAAGGUAGACGAGGCAAUGGUUACCGUGGUGAUAUAGCUGUUGAUGAUGUGUCAGUGGGAGAUGGACCAUGUUCAGGUGAUCCUAACAUGAGACAGUGUGAUUUUGAGAAUUCGACAAUCUGUGGAUUUACUCAGGCACAUGGAGGAGCAGACAAGUUUGAUUGGACUAGAGAUAAUAGAGGAACAUCGUCAACUCGAACUGGUCCUACUGUUGAUCAUACACUGGGAACACAAAAUGGACAUUACAUGUAUAUAGAGGCAUCAGCACCUAGAAGGCGAGGUGAUAAUGCCCGUCUCCUGAGUCCCAUAUAUAACAAAUCAACCCAACCAUCAUGUCUUAAGUUCUGGUAUAAUAUGUAUGGAAGUAGUAUGGGAACACUGAAUGUGUAUACAGUGUUAGGAGGUGUUUAUAGGAAGGUGUGGUCCAGAAGUGGCAAUCAGGGUAAACAGUGGAAUGUGGCAUCUGUAACAGUACCGGCCAGUAGUAGAACAUGGCAGAUUGUGUUUGAAGGUAUUGUAGGAACCGGUAUCCAAGGUGAUGCUGCCAUUGAUGACUACAGUAUCACAGCUGGACCUUGCUCACCAAUUAAUGGCACAAAGUUAUGUAACUUUGAUAUGAAGAACCUGUGUACAUGGACAAAUGACCAUGGUCAUGAUAAAUUUGAUUGGCAGUUAAGACAAGGGUCAACACCUAGUGGACAAACUGGACCUACUAAUGAUCAUACACUUGGGAAUGCUCAAGGUUCCUACAUCUUUCUUGAGGCCUCCAAUCCAAGGAUACAAGGAGACAGGGCGUGGCUUGUCAGUGAGAGUUUCUCCACAUCGUCUCUUAACUGUUUAUCAUUCUGGUACAGUAUGAAUGGUAAUGGAAUUGGUGCACUAAGAGUGUGGGUGUGGGCACAGAAUGGAGCUCAAACACCAAUCUGGGAGCUGAAAGGAAGACAAGGUACUUCCUGGUUACAGGGAAGAGUGAAAAUACCAGCACAAACAAUGCAAUACAAGAUAAUAAUGGAGGGUACAAGAGGCACUAGCUUUGCUGGAGAUAUUGCACUGGAUGAUAUCAGUUUUAGCGCCACAUCAUCAUGCACAAGAACACCUCAAAAUUCCCAGCCAUCAGUUCCUGCAGUCACCCCUACAGGAGCCUCAACCACAGGUACAAGAGGUACAACACCUAAACCUACCAGUGCCACAACAAGGAGGUCUACUGCUAAACCAACAGGUGGAAAUAGCUAUGUAUGUGACUUCUCGUAUGACACUUGUGGUUGGACACAGGAUAAAACAGACCAAUUUGAUUGGUCAAGACACAAGGGUCGUACUUCCUCAGCUGGAACAGGACCAUCUGGUGACCACACAACGGGAUCUGGAUACUAUGUAUAUAUUGAGACAUCUGCACCAAGGAAGCUUGGAGACAAGGCUCGAUUGAUUGGUCCCUCCCUACAGCUGCAAGCAGGGCAGUCCAAAUGUUUCUCAUUCUGGUAUAAUAUGCUGGGUAGUAAUGUAAAAGCGCUUAACAUUUAUGCAAAACAUGGCACAAGUCUUGGUUCCCCUGUGUGGACAAAGGCUGGUACCCAGGGACCAAACUGGAAAUUAGGUCAAGUCUCUGUUACAGGACCAGGACCUAUCCAGAUUGUAAUUGAGGGUGUACGAGGUAGCAGUAUCCGUGGUGAUAUAUCCAUUGAUGAUACAAACGUAACAGCUGGAAUAUGCCCUGGUGCACCAACUCCUACAGGUCCUCCUAUAGUGCAAGCUUUGCCAUGUAACUUUGAGAACAGCAAUAACUGCGGCUAUACUAAUUCACAGGGAGAUGAUUUUGAUUGGACAAGAAAUUCUGGUACCACAGGUUCUGCAGGCACUGGACCAUUUGCAGAUCAUACAUUGGGAACCAAAUCUGGUCACUACUUUUACAUUGAAACAUCAAGACCAAGGACUCAAGGGCAAAAAGCUCGGCUGGUAUCAAAAUCAGUGUCUUUAACUAGUUCAGUGUGUGUAUCAUUUUAUUACCAUAUGUAUGGUAAUAAUAUAGGAGCCCUCAAUGUGUAUGUGACCAGCUCUGGUUCAUCUAAUAGUGUACCAGUCUGGUCUAGGAAAGGAAACCAGCAAAACAGAUGGUCUGUGGCACAAUUCACAAUGAAUCCUGGACAAAAUCAACAGUUAAUGUUUGAAGGAGUAGUUGGUAAUGGUUACCAAGGUGAUAUAGCUAUUGAUGAUGUAUCAGUGAAAGCAGGUCCAUGCAGUGGACAAGGUGCAUGCAGCUUUGAUCAAGGCAGCCUUUGUACUUGGUCAAAUGUUAAAGUGGUAGACACUUUUGAUUGGACGUUUCAAAAACAAGGAACACCAUCAGCUGGGACAGGACCAACUUCUGAUCAUACACAGGGUAAUGGAAAAGGAACCUAUAUAUUUAUUGAAACAAGUAGUCCGAGACGUAGAGGUGACAAAGCUUGGCUACAGAGUGCCAUUUUUAGAUCAACUGGUUCUUCUGUACAAUGCUUUCACUUCUGGUACACAAUGAAUGGAAAAUCUGUCGGUACACUGAAUGUUUACCUGUCUAAUAAUGGUACAAGGACUAAAGUUUGGUCACUUUCUGGAAAUCAGGGUAUACCUUGGAAAUCUGCACAGUUGCCCAUUCAGAGUAAAACACAAUAUUCGAUUAUCAUGGAGGGCUUGGUAGGUACUGGUUACCAAGGUGAUAUAGCUCUAGAUGAUUUGUCAUUCACCAGUGGCCGAUGUUCACUCACACCAGCACCUGCAUCUCCACCUGGUGUAUCCACAUUAGCACCCACCACUUCAGCUUCUACGCCAGUCAUAACAGCUACUUCCUUGCCCAGCUCCUUUAACUGUAACUUUGAGAGUAACACAUGUGCAUGGACCCAAUAUGGCUACUACAUGUACAUAGAGGCAUCUAAUUUAAGACCAAAUGCCAAAGCUCGCUUAAUAAGCCCAAGGGUUCAACCUCAACAAGGACCAAGAUGUCUGAAAUUUUAUUAUCAUAUGUAUGGAGCUCACAUCAACACUUUGAAUGUGUACGUGAAGUCUGCAUCAAACCUUGGUAGUGCUGUAUGGACACGUAGAGGUACACAGGGCAACUUAUGGAUUCAGGGAUCUAUUGUCAUAAAUACAACUACUGGCUAUAACGUUGUGUUCGAAGCUCUGAGAGGUGUGAAUUAUGCUGGAGAUAUAGCAAUUGAUGACAUUACAUUGGCUAAUGGUGUUUGUUUAGCCCCCACACAGGGGCCUAAUAGCACUGUAUUGAGCACCUGUGACUUUGAGAGUAAUUUAUGUGGCUAUACAAAUGAUAGAGCUGGAGAUAAUUUUGAUUGGACCAGACAGACUGGCGGCACUGCCUCCCGUAAUACAGGUCCAAGCUCUGACCAUUCUCUUGGAACUAGAGCAGGUCACUAUAUGUAUAUUGAAACCUCUGCACCGAGACGCACAAAUGACAAAGCAAGAUUGUCUUCAAAAACAUUUACAAAAAGCACAAAUGAUGAAUGCCUCAAGUUCUAUUAUCACAUGUAUGGAACAAAUAUUGGAACAUUGAAUGUCAAGUUGAGGGUAAAUAACAACCUUGGUUCAGCUGUGUGGGCAAAGUCUCGUAAUCAGGGUAAUAAAUGGAACCUGGCUGUGGUGACGUUACAAGGAAACAAACUCACACAAAACUUUCAGGUUGUAUUUGAAGGAAUCAGAGGUACUGGUAUCUAUGGAGAUAUUGCCAUUGAUGAUGUUACCUUGACAACAGGAGCUUGUUCAUCAGUAUCAGGUGGAUGUAACUUUGAGAAAGGACGCUGCACGUGGACAGAUGUACAGACUGGAGAUAAUUUUGACUGGAAGACUGGUUCAGGUAGAACAACCUCUUCUGGUACUGGGCCUUCCUCUGAUCAUACACUUGGAAAUGGUCAAGGACAUUACCAAUAUUUGGAGUCAUCAGCACCAAGAAGAACUGGUGAUCAGUGUUGGUUAGUAAGUGAACAAUUUCCACCAACAAAUGGUGCCUGUAUCAAGUUCUGGUACAAUAUGAAUGGACGUAAUAUUGGUACACUCAAUAUCACUAUACAGUAUGGUAACAAUAAAAACCAGACUGUAUGGUCAGUGUCCGGUGAUCAUGGUGACAAAUGGUUAAGUGGUCAAGCACCAAUCAAAUCCUCCACACCAUACCAUGUAGCCAUUGUUGGUGUAAGAGGAAGUGGUUACCAAGGAGACAUAGCAUUUGAUGAUGUCUCUUUCUCUAAAACAAUAUGUGGAGUACAACCAAGUGAAGCAUUAGUAAAUGGUAGUACAGCACCACCAUCUGUAGCUACAACACCAGCAACCACACCAGCAACUGGUGCAGUGGAUUGCAACUUUGAUACAGGAUUAUGUGCAUGGAUACAGGAUAAAUCAGACAAUUUUGACUGGACAAGAAACAAGGGCAACACAGGGAGCUCCCUAACUGGACCUCAAGCUGAUCAUACCUCCGGCAGUGGUUACUAUAUUUAUAUUGAGACAUCAUCACCAAGGAAACAAGGAGAUAAAGCACGAAUCAUAAGUCCGCAGCAAGCACCAGGUGCAACUUGUUUGACAUUCUGGUACAACAUGUAUGGACAACAUGUGAACGCUCUCAAUGUCUAUGUAAAGACAAAGCCAAACCUUGGUUCCCCAACAUUUACCAAGUCUAGAACACAAGGUACCAAAUGGAUACAGGCACAGGUCGACCUUAAUCCUACUGUAAACUACCAGAUUGUUAUAGAAGGUGUGGUUGGAGGAGGUUACCGUGGUGAUAUUGCUAUUGAUGACAUCACAAUGACUCAAGGGCAGUGUACUCAAGUACAAAACAACACAUUAGCCUGUGAUUUUGAAAGCACAUCUUUAUGUGGCUACUCUCAAAGUACUAGUGACAGAUUUGAUUGGUCAAGAGGUACUGGUACCACUUCAUCAAGUAGCACAGGGCCCAGCAAUGAUCAUACAUAUGGAUCUGGAAGAGGUCACUACAUGUACAUUGAGACUUCGGCACCAAGACGACCAGGAGAUAAUGCAAGAUUGAGUUCUGGUGUCUACACACCUACCACAGCUCCACAGUGUCUGGAGUUCUGGUACAACAUGUAUGGAGUGGACACUGGAACACUCAAUGUAUACUUCAAAUCUGCCAAUAACUUAGGAUCACCUGUCUACAGUAAACAGGGUAACCAAGGUAACAGAUGGAUUAGAGCCCAGGUUGGUCUACCAACAAAUGGACAGCAAAUUUCCCUUGUAUUUGAGGGUAUAAGAGGAGCAUCUUAUCAUGGUGACAUUGCUAUAGAUGAUGUUAGUGUGAAACAAGGCUCCUGCGGACAAGCACCAGGCAACUGUAACUUUGAGGUAGACAAAUGUUCAUGGAGUAAUUCACAGAAUGACACGUUUGAUUGGCAGAGAGCAAGUGGUAGUACAACAUCAUCAGGAACAGGUCCACCAUCAGAUCAUACCUUCUCCAAUUCUACAGGACACUAUGUAUUUAUUGAAUCUUCAUCUCCAAGGCGACCAGGUGAUAAUGCUAUCUUACAAAGUGCUACACUCACAGCCAGCACUAACUGUAUACAGUUUUACUACAAUAUGUAUGGUUCAAAUAUUGGUACCCUUAAUGUGUGGGCAGCAGGUCAAAUAGUAUGGACCCUCUCUGGGAACCAGGGCACUUUAUGGAAGCAAGGUCAAGUCAAUGUUGGACAGAAUUCAGCUUAUCAGGUAAUGUUUGAAGCUGUUAGAGGAAAUGGCUACCGUGGAGACAUUGCUUUAGAUGACAUCACAUUUGUCACUCAGUCCUGUACCCUGACUCCUGCUAAUGCCAGUCCAUCACUUGCAGCAACACCAGCACCAGGAAGUACCAUGGCUCCUAUCGUUAUUCCUAAUGGUUUCACAUGCAACUUUGACUCGAACAUUUGUAGUUGGACACAAGAUAAAACUGAUAAUUUUGACUGGACUAGACAGAGACAGGGAACUGCAUCAGGAAACACUGGGCCUAGUAGAGAUCACACAAGUGGAAGUGGAUAUUACAUGUAUAUUGAGACAUCAAGUCCAAGAAGACCUGGUGAUAUGGCUAGACUUAUCAGUCCUCAGAUCAAUGGUGCAUCACAGAUGUGCUUGAAAUUCUGGUACCACAUGUAUGGUACCCAUAUCAAGAGUCUUAACAUCUACCUGUCUCAGAAUAAGACAUUAGGAACUGCGGUAUGGACAAGAAGUGGUAACCAAGGUAACAAAUGGAUACAAGGAAGUUUCCAGAUUGCAGGAGGCAGUGCCACUUCACAAGCUACUAAUGUUGUGAUAGAAGGUGUACGAGGUACCAGUUACCUUGGUGAUAUAGCAAUUGAUGAUGUGUCUCUUACAAGUGGCCAGUGCACAGGAUCAAUAACUUCUCCUGCAAAUUGUAAAUUUGAGUCAGCCACCCUGUGUAACUACAUACAAGAUAAGACAGAUAGAUUUGACUGGUCAUGGCAGGCAGGUAGCACCAGAUCUACAAAUACUGGACCGGCUAGUGAUCAUACAUAUGGAACAGGAACAGGCCAUUAUGUAUACACGGAAGCAUCAGCACCAAGAAGAAGAGGUGAUAUAGCCAGACUGUGGACACCAGCUCUUACAUUAACCAACGGUGGAUGUAUAUCUUUCUGGUAUCAUAUGUAUGGAAGAAAUAUGGGUACCCUUAAUGUAUAUGCAGUUCGUAACACCACUAACCCAACACUUGGAAAUCCUUUAUGGUCACGAAAUGGAACAGCUGGUAACAUCUGGUUACAACAGUUUGUCAGACUGCCAUCAAUGUCCAAUUUCAAUGUUGUAUUUGAGGGUGUUCUAGGAAAUGGACCAUACUCUGACAUGGCUAUAGAUGAUGUUAAAAUGCUCUCCUCUUGUCCACCCCCAGGAGAUUGUAACUUUGAAAUGGGACUCUGUAGCUGGAGAAAUUCAAAGACUGAUAACUUUGACUGGGUGAUCAUGAAUGCCAACUCUACAACUUCCAGUCUGCGCCCAUCAGGGGAUCAUACAUUUGGUGCUAGACAAGGACGCUACUUAUAUAUCGGAGAUGGUAGUAUUACUACCCCUGGUUCCCAUGCUGACUUGCUGGGUCCAUCAAUGCCAGCAACCAGCUCAAGUGGUGCAUGUGUUAGAUUCUGGUUUAUUUUCUAUGGAACAACAAGUAUUGGAAGUUUGUCAGCUUGGGUUAUGCAGGGAUCUCAACAAUCAAACGCUUGGAAAUUAUAUAACCAACCUUCAAAAGCAAAAGGACAAUGGACACAGGGUCAGUUCCCGGUUUUAAACCGAAACAAUUACCAGAUUAUGUUCCAGUUCACGAGGACAGCUUCUUCUCGAGGAUAUGUUACCAUUGACGACAUAACAAUUACCACAGGAAAAUGUCAAACAAGCCCAGUAGAUGCUAUGACAGGUACCCAGACAACCGCUUUUCCCACAAGUUCAACUUUAGUGACUGCUACACCAGCCCCAUCUAAAUAUGACUGUAAUUUUGAGAAUGGUCUUUGUACAUGGACACAGGCCCAGGACGAUCAGUUUGAUUGGACUCUACAGACAGGCAGAACCGGGUCUGCCAAUACUGGUCCUUCCUUUGAUCAUACUAUGGGUCAAAAUGGCCGUGGACACUAUAUCUUUAUUGAGGCAUCAAGUCCAAGGAGAAUGAAUGACACAGCUCGCAUUUUAUCUGCACCAGUGACAGACACCACAACAAAAUGCUUACAUUUCUGGUAUCAUAUGUACGGUACUCAUGUUAACACCCUUAAUGUUUACUUGAAGUCAGGCAGUUCUCUAGGUUCACCAGUAUGGAGUCAUACAGGCACAUUGUCCAACAAGUGGUACAAUGCUAACAUUAAUAUACAGGGAACCAGACAGUACAAUAUAGUGUUUGAAGGUGUGAGAGGUACCAGUUAUAGAGGAGAUAUUGGUCUAGAUGAUAUCUCUGUUACCACUGGAUCUUGUUCUGUUCUUGUGGAUAAAGUUAUAGAUAUCACCAAAUAUUUUAAACAGUAUAUACAUUGCCAUUUCCAAGUUUUUCAUAAUAAUUGUAUGAUUUUGUGUCACCAGUUAACAUUUGAGGGAAUACGUGGCACAGGAGUCAGAAGUGACAUUGCUAUUGAUGAUGUGACAAUUACUAAUGGUGCCUGUAUUGGGGAUGAUGGAUCAUGUAAUUUUGAGAAGGAUACUUGCUCCUGGAGAAAUACACGAACAGGGGACGAUUUUGAUUGGCUUCGAAAACAAGGGCACACUGGCAGCAGUGGAACAGGCCCUCAAAAUGAUCACACAAUUGGGACUUUCCUUGGAAAUUGUGAUUUUGAGGGGGGGCUGUGUACAUGGACUAACCCAGGUGGUAUAGAUAAUUUUGACUGGGUACUGGGACGUGGUUCAACAGCUUCACAACUUACAGGACCAUCUACUGAUCAUACUGUUGGAAAUGCAACUGGACAAUAUGUAUUUAUUGAGGCAUCAGCUCCAAGAAAACCUGGAGAUAAAGCUGAUCUUAAAAGUUUAAAGUUUGCCCCUACCCAGCCUAAAUGUGUGAAUUUCUGGUUCAACAUGCAUGGUAGUAACCUCGGAAGCCUUAGUGUGAAAGUGGUACCAGCUAAUAAUACCAACAGUAGUACAACAAUAUGGCAGUUAGGACAAGACAUGGGCACAGCAUGGAUCAAUGGACAAGUUGCCUUCUCAAGCAAAGUGCCAUUCUAUAUUGUAUUUGAAGCUGUGAGAGGCAAUGGUUACCAAGGUGACAUCGCUCUUUGGAAAUUUCAACCACCAACAGCAGCCACAUCAGCAAUGCAAACAACCUACUAUCCAUCAACUGGAUCCACUACCCCACCCACAUUGCCCCCAUCUAGACUGGACUGUACAUUUGAGAGAGAUUUCUGUCAGUGGGCACAAUCUAAAGAUGAUAAAUUUGACUGGACAAGGGCCACUGGUCCUACUUCAUCAGGACAGACAGGACCUUCAGUAGAUCACACACUUGGAACAGCUCAAGGUCAUUAUGCUUUCAUUGAGACAUCAAGUCCAAGACGACUUAAUGAUACUGCUAGACUUAACAGUCCAUCUAUUCCUCCACGUGCCAACGCUCAAUGCCUGAGAUUCUGGUACCACAUGUAUGGACCCGAUGUCAACACACUAAAUGUAUAUGCCAAAUUUGGGAGACAGAUUGGAACUCCAGUCUGGAGCCAUACUGGAACUAUCAACAAUCAGUGGCAUUUCCAAACUGUUGAUAUAACAAGUACACAAGGAGCUUCCUUCCAGAUAGUGUUUGAGGGAGUAAGAGGGACAAGUUACCGUGGUGAUAUAGCCAUUGAUGACAUUUCAUUCUCCACUCAACCAUGUCAACAAGCACCUGGAGCUAAGUGUGACUUUGAGCUUGGUCUAUGUGGUUACACUCAGGUUAAGACUGAUGUAUUUGAUUGGUCAAGAUCUGUCGGGGGCACCUCGUCUUCUGGAACAGGACCUCGCAAUGACCAUACAUAUGGUACCAAUAGAGGUCAUUACAUGUAUAUUGAAGCAAGUUCACCUCGUCGUAGAGGAGACGCAGCACAACUUCUCUCCCCUAGUUACUCUUUAUCUAGAGGAGGCUGUCUAAACUUCUGGUACAAUAUGAAUGGUGCAAGUAUGGGAACACUAAAUGUAAUUCUUAGACAGGGAACAAGACCACAACGAAUCUGGACCAAAACUGGAAACCAGGGAAUUGCCUGGCAACUGGCACAAGUUACAAUUCCACAAAGUUCUAACUAUACAUUAAUGUUUGAGGGCAUUGUAGGCACUGGUUACCAGAGUGAUAUGGCAAUUGAUGAUAUUUCUAUAAUAAGUGGAGGAUGUACAUUACCAGGUAAUUGUAACUUUGACGAUGGCACUAUGUGUACAUGGACCAAUCUAAGAACAGAUGAUUUUGAUUGGCUGAUAGGAAAUGGAGGGACGUCAAGCAAAUAUACAGGACCACAGAAUGAUCACACCCACAAUGAUAACACAGGGAAGUAUAUAUUUAUCGAGGCAAGUGCUCCUCGAGUAAAGGGAGAUACAGCACGUGUUACAACCCAGCAGUUUAAUCCAACAACUGGUAGUUGUAUGAACUUCUGGUACCACAUGUAUGGUUCUGGUAUUGGUCAGCUGUCAGUAUAUCUGGUUACCGGCACAACAAACCAGACAUUGUGGAGGCUUACCGGCGACAGUCAAGUACAAACCUGGCAAAAUGGUCAAAUUGGAAUUAAAAGUAGCAAACCGUACAGGGUUGUAAUAGAAGGUGUUAGAGGAAGCUCCUACCUUAGUGAUUUGGCAAUAGAUGAUAUCUCAUUUACAGGAUCUUCUUGUUCAAUAAGUCCAGUAGCAGCUAAUCCAAAUGGACAAACAACAGUGUCAACAACACCAGGUUCUGUUACCACAGUUACUGUUGGCUCAACACCAACUUUAACAAAAUAUGACUGUAACUUUGAGCAAGGAUUUUGUAUGUGGGCCCAAUCUCCAGAUGAUAACUUUGACUGGACAAGAACACAAGGACCAACAGGUUCCAAAUCUACUGGGCCAACAAAUGACCACACAACUGGAAAACCCAAUGGUUGGUAUAUCUUUAUUGAAACAUCUGCACCACGCAAGCCAAAUGACACCGCCAUACUUCAGAGCCCUGUCAUACGGGAGACUCAAACCCGUUGUCUUAGCUUCUGGUACCAUAUGUACGGUACCCAUGUCAAUACACUUCUAGUCUACCUGAAACCAAGUACUGUACAAGGUCUGGGAACCAAUAUUUGGAAACAAACUGGUAACCAAGGAAACAAGUGGAUACUUGGGGAAGUUACAAUAGCACCAUCUUCACCUAGCUACAAGGUUAUAUUCCAAGCUCUACGAGGAAUCAGUUACCGUGGAGACAUUGCUCUAGAUGAUAUCAGAAUGUCUUUAGGAGCUUGCAAACAAGCAGCUAUGACAUGUGACUUUGAGCAGAGCUCAAUUUGCAACUACGUACAGGACCAAUCUGACACACCCAACUUUGACUGGACUUGGAAAUCUGGUGGUACUGGCUCAGCCAGUACAGGACCACCUUCUGAUCACACUACCGGAACCCGAACUGGACAUUAUAUCUACAUUGAAACAUCAGCACCAAGGCAACCAAAUGACACUGCUAGAAUUUCUACACCAAACUACACACCACAGAGUUCUGCCCCCGUGUGUCUCAAGUUUUGGACACAUAUGUAUGGAGUUGAUGUCAACACACUGAAUGUAUAUCUUGUUAACAGUCAACAGCCCUCUAAGAGAAACCUAAUAUGGACACGUUCUCUAAACCAGGGUAAUGCAUGGAGACAAGCAGCUGUCACUGCUAACCCUAGUGGUCAAUACAAGAUUGUGUUUGAAGGAAUUAGAGGAAAAGGUUACCAUGGUGAUAUAGCAAUAGAUGAUGUCUCUAUCUCAAAUGGGGCUUGUAGUGGACAAGGAGACAAAUGUGACUUUGAGAAAGAUACAUGUUUCUGGAAGAACAUAAACCAAGGGGAUGAUUUUGAUUGGUUAAGAUCUCGUGGCAAAACAGGCAGUUCAUUUACUGGACCAAGUACAGAUCACACACAAGGAACCAACUCUGGAUACUACAUGUUUAUUGAAACAAGUGCCCCUAGGGUUAAAGGUGACAAGGCAAGGCUGAUCAGUAAGGUUUAUCCACCGUCAGGACCAAAGUGUUUCAACUUUUACUUCUACAUGUAUGGUGCUGACAUUGGAUCUCUCAAUGUUUACGUUCUGACCAACGCAUCAUCAUCAGCUUUCUCCUCGGAAGCAUUGAAAUGGACAAUGUCUGGAGAGUACCUGAAUCCAAACAAUUGGGAGCAGGGAUCAUUCAAUCUCACUUCCCAGUAUACAUCAAACCCAUAUGAGAUAAUAUUUGAAGGAAUUAGAGGGAAGGGUUAUAGAGGAGACAUUGCUAUUGAUGAUACAGCAUUAGUUGAUGGUGGAUGUACACAAUUUCCAGAUAACUCUCAACCAAGUCAAUCAUCACUUGGAACAGUCACAUGUAACUUUGACUCAGAUUACUGUCAAUGGAUUCAAAGCACCACUGAUCAGUUUAACUGGUCACGCAUCAAUGGCUCCACCUCCAGCCAAGGUACCGGUCCUCUAGGAGACCAUACUAGUGCUGGUCAAUCAGGGUAUGGGACAGGAUCAUACAUUUAUAUAGAAGCAUCUGGGCGGCGUACACCUGGUGACAAAGCAGAUUUGAUGACUCAAAUCAUACCUAGCACUUCUCCACAGGGAAGAUGCUUUUCCUUCUGGUAUCAUAUGUAUGGCGGAUCUAUAGGGAAAUUAAACAUCUACAGUAUAUCAGGGGGACAGCAGACAUUACUCUGGACAAAAUCUGGUACUCAAGGAAACAAAUGGCAACAAGCAAGUCUUAACUACGUCAGUAAAACUGAUUUUAAGAUGAUGAUAGAAGGAACAACAACAGGUGGUUACCGUGGUGAUAUAGCUGUAGAUGAUGUAUAUCUAGAGUCAGUACCCUGUUCACAGUCCAUUGUUAUCACAAAGACAAAGACCUGCACAUUUGAGUCUGGACUUUGUGGUUGGACACAGGACACAACAGAUAACUUUGAUUGGACACUUAAUGGCAACAAGACAACAAGUUCAGGAACAGGUCCAACCACUGACCACACCUUCCAAACUGGACAAGGACAUUAUUUGUAUAUUGAGGCAUCAGCUCCGAGGAAGACUGGAGACAGGGCACGUAUAGUGACACCCAGCUAUCCAGCCACCAAUGGAGAGUGUGUCCAGUUUUACUAUCACAUGUAUGGUACAGGUAUGGGGAAACUCAUCGUUCAUACUAUGUCUAAUGGUCAGAUAACUGGAGACAUCUUAACUAUCUCUGGUAACCAAGGAAACAAGUGGAUCCUUGGAACAGCAACAGUUCAAAGUUCGAUUUCAUAUCAGCUUGUAUUUGAAGGAAUCAGAGGGACUACAUUCUCUAGUGACAUUGCCAUUGAUGAUUUCAAAGUCACUUCUGGACCAUGUGCAGCCCCAGCAUCAUGUAACUUUGAGAAAGAUCUCUGUGGUUUUACAAAUGCUGUAGGUGAUCAGUUUGACUGGACAAGAGAUAAUGGAGGUACCCCAUCAUCAACAACAGGGCCUCACAAUGAUCACACUACCAAUUCUGCUGCAGGUUACUAUGUAUUUAUUGAGACAAGUGCUCCCAGGAAAGUUGGAGAUAAGGCAUGGUUGAAGAGUGAUCAGUUAACACCCACUACAGGAUCAUGUUUAACUUUCUGGUACAAUAUGUAUGGACAAGGUAUCGGUGAUCUGAAUGUUUAUCUGAUGAGUAGCCUCGGACCACAACAGACAUUGUUUAAUGUCAGUGGUAACAAAGGUGAUGUAUGGAUCAAGGGGCAGGCAACUCUGUCAUUUACACAGAAUUUCUACAUCCUGUUUGAAGGUGUUAGAGGAAAUAACUUUAAUGGUGAUAUUGCCCUAGAUGAUAUCAGUGUAGUUGCAGGUACUUGUGGAUCACAACCCACAGGCUCCACUCCUUCACCUACAUCGUUUACAACUGCAACUCCAGUGACAUCAUGCACAUUUGAGAAUGGUUUAUGUAACUGGGUACAGGAUCAGACAGACAACUUUGAUUGGACAAGGCAGAAAGGACGUACAUCCAGUUCUAAUACUGGACCUAGUUUUGACCAUACAACAAUGAGUUCAAAUGGAUAUUAUAUUUACAUUGAAACAUCGCAGCAUAGAGCUAAUGAUUCUGCACGUAUUAUAAGUCCUAUGCUGUCCACACAGACGGCUACAUGUGUUUUAUUCUGGUAUCAUAUGUAUGGCUCGGACGUCAGUGUUCUCACGAUGUACCUGAAGUCUGGUUCUAACCUUGGUAGUCCAUAUUGGAACAAAGUUGGCACGCAGGGUAACACCUGGCAUUCAGCUCAAGUUGAACUUGGUCCACUUACCAAUAAACAGAUUGUAUUUGAAGCUCUUAAAGGCAAUGGUUACCAAGGUGAUAUAGCACUUGAUGAUAUCACAAUUACAAAUGGAGCAUGCCCACCACCUGCUGUGUGUGAUUUUGAGGACAAGUCUAUCUGUGGCUAUCAACAAUUGGUUAAUGAUGACUUUGACUGGACAUGGAAUUCUGGUGCUACAGGAAGCUCUGGGACCGGACCAAUGUCAGAUCACUCUUAUGGUACCACUGACGGUCACUACAUGUACACUGAAACAUCAUCACCACGGAAACAAGGAGACAAAGCUAGACUUGCUAGUAAAACAUACCCGGCCACUAACAACAUGUGUCUGACAUUCUGGUAUCACAUGUACGGUAGUAACAUUGGAACUCUCAAUGUCUACACCAGCUCAUUUGGUCGUCUUGGUUCAACAGUAUGGUCACAGUAUGGUAACCAAGGCAACCAGUGGCGUAAAGCACAGAAAACUUUACAAACUGCUACACAGUACCAGGUUGUGUUUGAAGGUGUACGAGGUUAUGGUUACCUAGGUGAUAUAGCCAUCGAUGAUAUCGCCAUGACAGCAGGUUCAUGUCCUGGUCUUGGUACAUGUGACUUUGAGACUGGUAUUUGUGGCUGGAUGCAGAAAACUAAUGAUGUUUUUGAUUGGACAAGAAAGAAGGGUAGUACUCCUUCACAAAACACUGGACCAACAGUUGAUCAUACUCUCCAGACUACAACAGGUACCUACCUAUACAUAGAGACAAGCGCUCCUCGUAAGCAGGGAGAUAAUGCAGUAAUACAAUCACAGGAGAUACCUAUAAACCCCCAGUACUGUUUCUCUUUCUGGUACUUCAUGCAUGGAAGCUCUGUGGGGUCCCUCAAUGUAAGCUAUCAGCUACAGAAUACACCAACAACAAAACCGGUGUGGAGUAUGAGUGGUGAUCAGGGAAGCAUCUGGAAACAGGCAACUGUCAAUAUUGGAAACACACCAGAAAGUUUCCAUAUACUAGUAGCAGCUGAUGUAGGGAGCAGUUACCUUGGUGACAUAGCUGUAGAUGACUUCAAACUUGAUCAGACACCUUGUAGUCUAGUGAACCGAACCACGUUGUUUGACUGUAAGGAUAAUAAUCAUACUAAGAUCUCAUCAAACCUUGUUUGUGACUUUAAAAUGGACUGCCCAACAGAUAUAGAUGAACUCAACUGUGGUGAUUGUGAUUUUGAACAAAACACAUGUGGAUGGGUAGACACAAGUUCCGGUACCCAGCAAUGGAUGCAAGGAAGUAAUGGCUCAACAACUGCCAACAUGGGCAAGGGACCAGCAUUUGAUCAUACAUUAGGCAAUGGCAGAGGACAUUAUGUGUAUAUAAGUGGGUCAACUGGAUCAUUUGGCACUGUUGCUGAGGCUGUGGGACCAACUCUACAAGCAUGCAGCUCAACCUGCCAAGUACAGUUCUAUUAUCAUAUGAUGGGAUCAGGAAUUGGUUACUUACAAGUUGGUAUUCGUGAAAGUGGAAAAGACACUAUUAUAAGAUAUCUGAAUAAACCAGCAGGCAACAAAUGGGUCCUUUCUACUGUAGAUAUUGGCAGAAUUUCUAAACCAUUCCAAAUAGUAAUACAAGGUCAUAGAUCGUUCAGCGUACAAGGUGACAUUGCUGUAGAUGAUGUUCAACUUGUCAACUGUAACUUCCCACCUGUGAAGCCAUCAUGUUUGAACUCUCAGUUCCGUUGUCAAAGAGGGUCAUGUGUUGCUAAGACAAGUGUAUGUGACUUUAGUGAUGACUGUGGGGAUAACAGUGAUGAAGCUAGCAGUGUCUGCAAUGCAUAUCCAGCUAGUUGUAACUUUGAGACAAGCCUGUGUGACUGGAGUCAGGAUACAACAGAUGACUUUGACUGGACAAGAACUGCUGGAAGCACAGUCUCUACUGGUACAGGACCUGUGCGUGACCACACUACAGGACUUAAAACUGAUUUUACUCAUUUCCGAAUGUUCUACCACAUGUGGGGUAAGAAUAUAGGUUCAUUGAACGUGUACACAAGAAAUGCUGUUUUAGCACCACUCAAACAAAAAUGGCAGAAGAUAGGUCAAGUUGGUGACUUCUAUGAACGUGUAGACAUCCAAAUGUUUGAAUCCCAACCAUUCCAGGUUGUUAUUGAGGGUGUUAUUGGAAAUGGUUACCAGAGUGAUAUUGCUAUAGAUGAUGUUUCUAUGACAUCAGGAUGCAAAUACGCAACAGCUCCUUUACCAACUGGUACCCCAGGUCCACCAACCUCCCCAAGCCCAUGCCCAUCAAGUUUUGCAUGCAAGAUUGGAGGAUGUAUCCCUAAGAGUCAAGUGUGUGAUUUUGUCUCCCAGUGUGCGGAUGGUUCAGAUGAGAGCAUGUGUGGUACAUGUAACUUUGAGAGAGGUCAAUGUGGAUGGACUGAUGUAAGCUCAGGUCGCUAUAACUUCCAUCUCUUUAAUGGAUCCUCCCCUGGAUCUGGUGGACCAAGGACAGAUCAUACCACUAAUUCAGCAUCAGGUCAUUACAUACUUGUGGAGGGAUCAACUGGUCAGUUCUACUCUAGAGCUCACAUUGAGACACCAGUACUGGGACGUACUGGACCCAGCUGUCAAAUUCAGUUCUUCUAUCACAUGUAUGGAAUUAAUGCAGGAAAUAUGCGAGUCCUGGUACAGAAUGCAAACAGAACAACAGAUAAGACAUAUAUUUGGAGUAUGACAGGUAACCAAGGCAACUCAUGGAAGAAAGCUGUUGUAGAUAUAGGACAACUGCCUGCUGGAUAUAAGGUACAAUUUGAAGCUUUACCUAGCAGGUCAAUUUUGUCUGGUGUUCCCCAGUCAGAUAUGGCAUUCGAUGAUGUCACAUUUAUUAACUGUGGUGCAACAAUUGUUGACAAAAAUACAACUGUCAACUGCACCUUUGAGAAUGGAUUCUGUAAUUUCCGUCAAGUUACCACUGAUGAUUUUGAUUGGACAUGGACCAAUACAAGCACACCAACAGUUGGUACUGGUCCAGAUAGAGACCACACAACAGGAAUGGGAGCUUAUAUCUAUAUGGAAACUUCAUCUCCACGUCAUAUUGGUGAAAGAGCAGUAAUAACCUCUGGUAUUCAAGCAGCCACUCUCCCUGGUGGCCAGUGUUUAUCUUUCUGGUACCACAUGUUUGGUGCCCAUGUCAGUACACUGAAUGUAUAUCUGAAGACCCAAGGAGGGAACAAGACAAUGAUAUGGUCAAGGUCAAGGACACAAGGAAAUGUUUGGAGGCAUGGACUUAGAAAUAUUAAAAGCCUGGUACCAUAUGAGAUUCUGUUUGAAGGAAUUGUAGGAUUUAGUUGGCAAGGAGAUAUUGCACUGGAUGAUAUCUCGUUAAUACAAGAACAAUGUCCACCAUCUCCAAUUUGUGAUUUUGAGGCAGACUUAUGCGACUGGAUACAGGAUACAAAUGACCAGUUUGAUUGGUUACGUCGAAGGAAUGGUACUGAUUCCAAGAAUACAGGACCAUCUGUAGAUCAUACCACAUCCAGUCCAUACGGUUUCUUCCUGUACAUUGAGUCCUCAUCUCCAAGGAGGAUGUAUGAUCUUGCCAGGAUAACAACCCCACAGUUCUCUAAUAGCCAGGGAUCUUCCUGUUUCACCUUCUGGUAUCACAUGUAUGGAACAAAUGUUGGCAACCUCACGGUGUAUUUACAAGAUGGCCCCCAGAAAAAGAUGGUGUUCCAACGAAAAAGUAGUCAAGUGAACCUGUGGUUAUACUCAGCUCUUACUUUGAGACCAAUCAGCUCAAAAUUUCAGCUAAUAUUCGAGGGCACAGUUGGAAAUGGUUACCAGGGUGAUAUUGCUAUUGAUGAUGUUCAGGUACUUCCUGGAGAGUGCCCACCCAUCGGAAAUUGUAACUUUGAAAUUGACACAUGCGGAUGGACUAACACAAAUGCUGACAAUUUUGAUUGGUUAAGAAGUGCAGGCUCCACACUAACAGGUGGUACUGGCCCUUCUGUUGACCACACAACAAAUUCAGAUACAGGAUUCUAUAUGUUUAUAUCUGCUCUUGGAAGAAAUGCUGGACAGAGGGCAUGGUUCUAUAGUCAAUACUUCCUAAAGACAAAAGCAACCUGCAUGUCAUUCUGGUACUUCAUGUAUGGACAAGAUGUUGGAACAUUGAGACUGUAUCAACCAACAAAAAAUAUCACAUCUCUUCUCUGGUCAGUGUCAGGUAACCAAGGCAGUAGUUGGAGAAAUGUUCAGAUUAAUAUAACUAGCAACAUUACCUGGCAGGUAACAUUUGAUGGACAAAUUGGUAAAGGUAUUCAAGGAGAUAUUGCUAUUGAUGACAUUAUUUUCACACCUGGCAUAUGUACUGGAGUGAUACCAACAUUCCCAUCACCUACAUUCAGUACUCUACCAACACCCACAUACCCACCUUCACCAUAUGAUUGUACAUUUGAGAAUCAGCAACAACCAAUAUGUAGUUGGACUCAGGACACCUCUGACCAGUUCAACUGGACACCAAAAGUGGGCAGUACUGGUUCACUCAACACAGGACCAACUUUUGAUCAUACAUUACAAAAUAGAAAUGGUCACUAUAUCUAUAUUGAGGCUUCGCGUCGUAGACCAAAUGAUACAGCAAGAAUCAUCAGUUCAUCUAUCAGUGUAGGUACUGGUGGAAAAUGCUUGAAGUUCUGGUACCAUAUGUAUGGAUCUGAUGUUUAUAUGCUCAAUGUAUAUGCCAGACAAGGAACUGCAUUAGGAGCACCACUUUGGACAAAAACUGGAACUCAAGGAAACAAGUGGAUAUUUACAGAUGUAUAUAUCACUCCACAAACACUGUCCCCACCACAGACAAACACUGUCAAUGUCAAUUUUGUGAUAGAGGGAGUUGUUGGAAAGAGUUAUAAAGGAGAUAUUGCUAUUGAUGAUGUAUCAGUUAAUGAUGGUACAUGCCCACCCACAGAUGACUGUGAUUUUGAAUCGAAAACAAUAUGUGGAUAUACACAGGAUACACAGGACAACUUUGACUGGACAAGAAGUUUUGGUGCCACUGCAAGUGCAGGAACAGGACCUGCUGUAGAUCAUACUUAUGGCACAAAAACAGGUUACUACAUGUAUAUUGAAACAUCUGCACCAAGGCGUCAAGGAGAUAAAGCUAGACUGAUUAGCCCAACAUACCAACCUACAACUGGACGGUGCAUGACUUUCUUCUACCAUAUGCACGGUAAAGGAAUGGGCACAUUGAAUGUAUACAUGAAACAAGAAAGAAGACUAAGUGCUGCAAUGUGGACAGCAUCUGGAGACAAAGGAUUCCAGUGGAAUGCUGCACAAAUUACCCUGUCUAGCAACACACCUUUCCAGGUCGUGUUUGAAGGUAUCAGAGGCACUUCAAUAACAGGGGACAUUGCAAUUGAUGACUUGUUGAUCCAAGACGGCACGUGCAAACAACCAGGAUACUGUGAUUUUGAAACAGACUUUUGCACAUGGUCGAAUAUGAAGAAUGCUGAUGAUUUUGACUUUGUUCGUUUUAAAGGAUCAACAAGUAGUGCAUCUACUGGUCCUUCAUCAGAUCAUACACUUGGGACAUCUCAAGGUUAUUACAUUUACAUUGAGUCAUCAUCUCCACGAAAGAACUCAGACAAAGCAAGGCUAAGGUCACAAUAUUUUGACCCAACGACAUCCAGUUGUUUUAAUUUUUGGUAUAAUAUGUACGGAAGUGACAUUGGUAGUCUUAACAUAUACACACAGCAAAUACUAAACCAAUCUCCAUUGAACAAAAUUUUCACUUUAAGUGGAGAUCAACAACAGGGAUGGAAACAAGGCUAUGCACCAAUAUCCUCUCAAACACAAUUCUCAAUCAUUAUGGAAGCUGUCAUUGGAAAUGGUUAUAAAGGUGACAUUGCUUUAGAUGAUCUCUCUCUCACAUAUGGACCGUGCCCAAGUACGACAGUAACACCGCCUACAUUUAGCUGUGGUGGCACCGGGAGUACACCGAUAGCAGCCAAUAAAGUGUGUGACUUCAAACAGGAUUGUAGUAAUGGAGCAGAUGAAGCUAAUUGUGGAUCGUGUAAUUUCGACUCUUCCAAUUAUAAUCUCUGUGGUAACACAGAUGUCAGUCCAGGUUCCUUCCGCUGGCAGCUAGAUAAUGAUGGAACACCAACAAAUAAUACUGGUCCUCGUUUUGAUCAUACAACAGGAAGUACACGAGGCUACUAUUUGUAUGUGGAUGCCAGUAAUGGAGGGACAAGUGCCCUAGCUACACUCCAGACACCAAUUCUUCAACAGGCAGCAGCAACAUGUCAGUUCACAUUCUGGUAUCACAUGUAUGGCAGCAGUAUAGGGCUUCUAUCUGUAUCAAGCAAAGUAGGAGCUCAGAUAACCAACUUAUGGUCACUGUCUAGAAAUCAAGGAAAUGUGUGGAAGAAGGGUGUGGUUGAUAUUGGACGUAUUAACCAGCCAUUUGAACUUCUUAUUCAAGCAAAGAGAAGUUACUCAGUAAUUGGUGAUAUUGCAGUUGAUGAUUUUAAUUUUACAAAUUGUGCUCCUCCCCAACCUCAGACAUCAUGUUCCUCAACACAAUUUCAUUGUAGUAAUAACGUAUGUAUUGAUAACCCUCGUGUGUGUGACUUUACUGAUGAUUGUGGUGAUGGAAGUGAUGAAAGGGCUUCACUCUGCGCUACUUAUUCUCGAUGUGAAUUUUCAAAUUCCAUCUGUUUCUGGACGCAGGAUAAAGGUGAUAAUUUUGAUUGGACAAGAAAAGCUGGUAAAACUACAACAAUUAAUACAGGUCCUUCCCGUGAUCACACUACUGGACUUGUCACAGGAUAUUAUAUAUACAUUGAAACCUCAUCUCCUAGAAAACAGGGAGAUACAGCUCGAUUAGUUUCUCCUGUCUAUCAAGCAACAAAGUCAUCACCAGGAUGUUAUUUCAACUUUUACUACAAUAUGUAUGGACGAUCAAUUGGAACACUUAAUGUUUAUGUAAGACAGCAAGAUCUGUCAGUUACCAACAUCUGGAGUAAAUCUGGAUCUCAGCCAAAUGUUUGGGUAAGAACGUCACUGCAAUUGAUUUAUAAUAAGCCUUUUGAAAUAAUAGUUGAAGGGGUACGUGGAUCAUCUUUUUACGGAGAUAUAGCAAUUGAUGACACAGUUUUUACAUCUGGAUGUGUAAGGUCAACAGCUCUUUUCCCACCACAAUUUAGUGUUCCAGCUUCUGGUUUAACAACUCAGAGUCCAACUUGUGGUGCGGGUAGUUUUCAGUGUCCAGCAAGUAAGUGUAUUUCAAUGUCAAAAGUUUGUGACUUCAAAAAUGAUUGCUUUGAUGGUUCUGAUGAGAUUAACUGUGGGCCGUGCACAUUUGAAGUAGAUUCAUGUAAUUGGCGUGAUAUAAGUUCCGGAAGAUAUUCUUGGACAAGAGACAUAGCUGCUAACAAUGUAGGUCCAAGCAAUGACAACACUCUUCAUACAGGACUUGGACAUUAUGCAUUUGUUAAAGGAUCAAAUGGCGUAUUUUAUGAUAAGGCUGUAUUUUCUAGUCCACCACUUCCAAAGUCUUCUGCAACAUGUCAAAUGAGCUUCUAUUACAAUAUUAAUGGAGCAAAUACUGGUUCCCUAUCAGUUACAGCAUACAUAAAUGGUUCUGUUACCACAUUAUGGAGUACAACAAGAUCUCAAGGAACAUCAUGGACAAAAGCAGUUGUAUAUAUUGGUCAAAAAUUUGGUAUGGUAGCAAAAGGAUAUCACAUAAGGUUUGAGGCACUUCCUGUUAAGGGUUUUGCUGCAUCAAGUACUGCAGAUGUUGCUAUAGAUGACAUAUUUUUCCAGAAUUGUAAUCCUGGUACACCUCCACCAACAGUUUCAUGUAAUUUUGAUGCAAACCUCUGUUCCUGGACCAAUGCUCUUAGUGAUCAAUUUGAUUGGUUACGGAAUAAUGGUACUACAAAGUCUGUAGGGACAGGGCCACAUAGUGACCAUACCUCAGGACAAGGAUCAUAUGUAUACAUAGAAACUUCCUCUCCAAGACGUAGAGGUGACAAAGCACAGCUUUCAUCACCAGUUCUUUCACCAACUAGUCCCAUUGGAAGUUGUUUGUCUUUUUGGUAUCAUAUGUUUGGACCAUCUAUAGGCUCUUUGAAUUUAUACAUGCAAUCAAAAUACAACAGAACACUUUUCUGGUCAAAAUCAUCUUCUCAGGGUGAUAUGUGGAAGAAAGCACAGAGAACAGUAGUUUCAAGUGUGGACUACACAUUAAAUUUUGUUGGCAUUGUUGGUACUGGAUACCAAGGAGAUAUUGCAAUAGAUGAUAUAUCACUUUCAACCGGACCAUGUCCACCAGAUCCUAGCUGUGACUUCCAAACAAACUUUUGCAGCUGGACACAAUCUAAAGCAGACAAUUUUGAUUGGCUUAGAUCUAGAAAUGGUACAUCAUCAAAGAAUACUGGACCACAUUUUGAUCAUACAUUCGGCUCUGAUUCAGGUUACUAUGCUUAUAUUGAAACAUCUGCUCCAAGAAGAUCAGGGGACAGAGCCUCUUUAGUGAGUCCUGCUUUUACAAGUAUCGCUACACAGUGCUUUACAUUUUGGUAUCAUAUGUAUGGAGCAACAAUUGGAAGAUUAGUCAUUCACCAAAACAAUCAAGGUGCAGUAACAAGCACAAAAGAGAUUUGGCUAAGAAGUGGUGACCAUGGCAAUGUGUGGAGGCGAGGGCGUGUUACAGUUACUUCCAACGGUAGGCCAUAUACAUUAGAGAUUAUAGGGUACAAAGGAAAUGGGUUCACAGGAGACAUUGCUAUUGAUGAUCUGGAAAUGAUUUCAGGAGCUUGUCCUCCGCAGGAUUUUUGUGACUUUGAAAUUGACACAUGUCAGUGGGCAAAUUCUUUAAGCGGGGAUGACUUUGAUUGGCAAAGAGAUAAUGGAGGUACACCUAGUGCAAUUACAGGACCUAAAGUUGAUCAUACAUUUGGAACUUCACAGGGACAUUAUAUGUUUAUUGAAACAUCUGGGCGAAAUAGAAAAGCUGGAGAGAAAGCAUGGCUUGUUAGUGACUAUCAGGAUCCAAGUGCUGCUGCUUGCGUGUCAUUUUGGUAUCAUAUGUAUGGUGCAGGAAUUGGAUCCUUAAAUGUUUAUACCAAGAAAACCACUGUUUCUACUAAAACUUUAAAAUGGUCAAGCAGCGGAAAUCAUGGGAAUGUUUGGAAAUAUGCAUUGGUGAACGUCCCAAGUAACAGCCAGUAUAUUGUCGUGAUUGAAGGAGUUCGUGGUGGAAAUUAUACGGGCGAUAUUGCAAUUGAUGAUGUUCAAUUAUCACAAACAUCAUGCUCUCAAGUAACAGUAGCACCUACAAAAAAUCCUGUUGGUUCUUCUCCUGCUUCGUAUCCUCCAUCUAGCUUAGACUGUAAUUUUGAAAUUGGACUUUGUAACUGGGCACAAGACAAGUCAGACAAUUUUGAUUGGUCAACACACACAGGAUCAACUUUAACCAGGAAUACAGGGCCAACAACAGAUCAUACCCUUCAAAAUACUGCCGGACAUUACAUGUAUAUUGAGGUAUCAGGGCAAGCAGCAAACCAAUCAGCCAGGUUAAUCAGUAAAAGUCAGAAUAUUGGUUCUUCUGGUCUCUGUUUCAAGUUCUGGUACAACAUGUAUGGUGCAAAUGUAAAUACGCUCAAUAUCUAUGCACAAAAGGCUUCACAGAAAACUCUCUUGUGGACUAAAUCAGGAAAUAAGGGAUUAGGCUGGAAAUACGGACAGACAUAUAUAGGUCAACCGGGACAAACACAGAUUGUAAUUGAAGGGUUAGCAGGAUUAAGAUUUGAUGGUGAUAUUGCUAUUGACGAUCUUAGUUCUAAUGCCGGUUAUUGUCCACCAAAAACAACAUGCGAUUUUGAAGACGGCUUUUGUGGUUUUGCUCAAGACACCACAGAUCAGUUUGAUUGGUCGCUUCAUUCUGGCACAACUGGUACAACAGGAACCGGACCUACAACUGACCACACAGAAGGAACUAGUUCUGGACAUUAUAUAUACAUAGAAUCAUCAUCACCCCAGCAUCCAGGAGACAAGGCAAGAAUAGAUAGUCCCGCCUUUAAUCCAACAGGGUCAUCUGGUGCUUGUUUAACUUUCUGGUACAGUAUGAAUGGAAAUCAAAUUGGUACAUUGAAUGUGUAUAAGAAGAUUAGGUCUGUAAGAGGUCAAGCUAUAUGGACAUUAUCUGGAAAUCAAGGAAUUAAAUGGCGUAAAGCUCAAGUUACUGUUUCAAGCUUUGCAGGAUACCAACUCUCAUUUGAAGGUGUAAUUGGACAAGGUUACCAUAGUGACAUUGCUAUUGACGACAUUAAUCUUGCAUCAGGAGCAUGUCCGUCUCCAGGCUCAUGCAACUUUGAGACAGAUCUAUGUGAUUGGGUUAAUGCUAAUGGUGGAGAUAACUUUGACUGGGAAAGAACACAAGGGAGCACUAUGAGUGCUGGCACAGGUCCUAGCACUGAUCAUACAUUAAAAACUGCUUACGGAACAUAUCUGUAUAUAGAAGCAUCUUCACCUAGGAAACAAGGUGAUAAGGCGUGGUUAGUCUCUAGCACAUAUGCUAAUAAUACAAAUAUGUGUGUUUCAUUUUGGUAUAACAUGAAUGGUGUAGGAAUGGGUACUCUGAAUGUAAAUGUUUGGCCAUACAACACUGGCUUAACUCAAACAAAUGUUUGGAAAAAGACAGGAAAUCAAGGUCCAAACUGGAAUCAAGAUCAAGUCCAGGUUAUAGACCCAGGGGCAAACUACAGAAUAGUAUUUGAGGCAAUACGUGGAAGUUCCUAUAACUCUGAUAUAGCUCUUGAUGAUAUUGUAGUAACUCCUGGUUUCUGUGAUGGUCACCAAAUUACAACACCAAAUCCAUGUGCAGUGUCUUGUGGAGGUAAAUGUGUAAGUAGUAAUAAAGUUUGUGACUUCAAUUUGGAUUGUUUUGAUGGAAGUGAUGAAAAAACUUGUGGAUAUAAUUGUAAUUUUGAAAAUGGAACGUGCAAAUGGACAAAUGCUAACAACACACAAUUUCAAUGGAAGACUGGCAGUGGAAAUAAACCAACUGAUGACACAGGACCGUUAAUCGAUCACACAACACUAGGACCAAAUGGGCACUAUAUCUAUGUUGAUGCAGCAAACGGAUCAAGUAUAACAACAGCUAAAUAUGUAAGUCCACAAUUAAAACAAGCCUCUGCAACUUGUGAAAUGCAGUUUUAUUAUCACAUGUACGGAACAAAUAUUGGAACAUUAAAAGUACAAAUUCAACAAGGUUACACAUAUACUCAAGUAUUCUACUUAAAUGGAGACCAGAAGAAUGUUUGGAGGAAAGGAACUGCUUAUAUUGGUCGAGUUAGAGACAAUUUUAAUGUUGUUAUAUCUGCAAAACGAUCAUAUUCCACUCGUGGAGAUAUAUCUAUUGAUGACAUAAAAUUCCAGAGUUGUGGCUACCCAAUUACACAGCCAACAUGUACAUCAAGUCAAUUCAGGUGCAAUACUGGAAUAUGUAUCAGCAAAUCACAAUUGUGUGACAUUUCAGAUGACUGUGGAGAUCGUUCUGAUGAAAAGAACUGUUCAGGACUUCAUUAUCGUAAAUGUACAUUUGAACAGGGUUUUUGCUUCUUUUCACAAGAUCAAACUGAUGAUUUUGACUGGACACGCCAUGCAGGUCAAACAAAUUCUUUAGCAACUGGACCGUCAAGAGACCAUACGCUUAAUCGAGCUAACGGGCACUACCUCUAUAUAGAAACUUCCGCACCAAGAAAGCCAGGUCAAAAGGCAAGACUUGUAAGUCCUUUUAUUUCAGCAAACUCAAGUUCACAGUUUUGCAUAAUGCGAUUUUACUACGAAAUGUAUGGUGCAGAUGUUUCAACAUUAAUGAUAUAUUCAAGGACAGAGGUAAAUGGACAGUUAAAACGUUUAUGGGGAAGGCGUGGGCCUGUUGGGGAUUACUUUGCAAGAAGUGAAGUUUCUAUCUAUAACAGCAAACCUGUUCAAAUUGUGAUUGAAGCAACUGUUGGUAACAGUUAUCAUGGGGACAUAGCUAUAGAUGAUAUCAGUUUUACACCAGCUUGUAAAAUAUUUUCUGGAUCGGUUCCAACAGACAUAGUUCCACAUCCUACUCCACCUAACCCUUGUGGUUCUGGAAAACAACCUUGUGCCAAUGGGCAGCAGUGUGUACCAUUAUCAAAUGUAUGUGACUUUAUAAACUUUUGUUCAGAUGGAUCUGAUGAAUCUAACUGUGGGCAGUGUAACUUUGAAAAUGGACUGUGUGGCUGGCAAGAUAUGAGCUCUGGAAAAUAUGCUUGGGAAAGACAUAAUGGAUCUACACCAUCACCUGUUUCUGGUCCAUCAUCAGACCAUACAUACGGUCCAAAUAAGGUUGGAAACUAUAUGUUUAUUGAUUCUGGGAAAGGGAAUUUCUUAGGAAAUGCUGAUUUAGUUUCACCAGUGUAUGGAAAUCUAGCCUCCACAUGUGAAAUUCAAUUUGCCUAUCAUAAAAAAGGUGAUUUAGGAGGAUUCCUAAGAUUAUAUUUGAUUCCACCUAACAUACAGGCCACUAACCCAGCAGGAAGAAUAUUGCUAUGGUCUGCAAACACGCAAAAUAAUUCAUGGCAAGUUGCUAAUGUCAAACUUCAGUCAAGAUCUCCGGGCUACAGGCUUGUGUUCGAAGCUGUGAAACAUCUGCAGACAGGAGAUAUGGCAAUCGAUGACGUUCAGUUCAAUAAUUGUGCAGUGAAACCUGCCACGGGAAAAUGUAACUCCAAUCAAUUUACUUGUGCUAGAAAGUCUUGCAUUGAUAAGAACCUUGUUUGUGACUGGUCAAAUGACUGUAGUGACAAUUCAGAUGAAACAUCAUGCUCAAGAUAUACUGAGAGGUGCAACUUUGAGAAUGACAUUUGCAACUGGAUACAAGCCAGUGGAGAUGACUUUGAUUGGACUUGGAAGUCGGGAGGUACAACAACAGUUGGCACUGGUCCAAGAUUAGAUCACACAUUCGGGAAUCUUACUGGACACUACAUUUACAUUGAAACAUCUUCACCUCGAAAAAGAGGUGACAGGGCAUUACUUUAUAGUCCAGUUUUCCAAACCAGUAAUUCUGGUCUUUGUCGAAUGAGAUUUUUUUACCAUAUGUAUGGCGUAAAUGUGAAUUCAUUAAAUAUAUAUACAGAGCAGUUUGAACUUGGACCAAUGGUCAUUGCUUGGAAUAUGACAGGCCAACAAGGUGAUUCAUGGAAUAGAGCAGAUAUUCCUCUGACAAGUGAAGCUCCAUUCAGAGUUCUCAUUGAAGGCAUAGUUGGUAAUGGCUACAAAGGUGAUAUUGGACUUGAUGACAUAUCGUUCACCCCAGACUGCCACAUUAUUUCUGCAGAAGCCACACUCCCUGUUGCACUAACUACACCUUCAGUUUGUGGUGCUGGUAAGCGCCCAUGUAAAAGCGGUAAAUGUCUUCCAUCAAGUGCUUUCUGCAAUUUCCGACAAGAUUGCGAUGACGGCUCAGAUGAAUCUCAAUGUCCAAUUCUUACUAAUUUUGAAGAUGGAACCUUGCAAUAUUGGCAAAACGAUGCAAAUAAUAAUUUUAACUGGACAAUAAACUCAAAUGGCAAUCCUAGCCAAAAUACUGGUCCUUCCCAAGACCAUACUACAUUGACAGCAUCUGGAAAGUUUGCUUUUACAACAGGUAAGGUCACGUCUACAUCUAAAUAUACAUCCAAGUUCGUCAGCCCAUUAUAUAACCAAGCAGGCAAAACUUGCAAUUUUACAUUCUGGUAUAAUGUUCAUGGAAAUGAAUUUUCAAAUAUCAAUGUUUACCUAAGAAAGAUACGUUUAAUUAAACUAUGGAGCAUAGCUGGAAAUGCUAUGAAUGCAAACCAAGAUACUUGGCAAUUUGCACAGGUUUCAUUGCCAAUAUGUGCCGCAAGCUUUCAGAUAAUUAUAGAAACAACUUCCUUAGGAUCCUUUGGCAAUCCACAAGGUUUUAUAGCUAUAGAUGACUUGCAGUUCAAAAAUUGUGAAUACCCUGCACCACCUGCCUCUAGUAGCUGCAUGAUGGGACAAUUUACAUGUGCUAGUGGUCAUUGUGUACCUGAAACACAGAAAUGUGACUAUCAACCUGACUGCUGUGAUGGAAGUGAUGAAAAUAUGGCAACAUGCUCUGGUUAUAACAUGUGUGAUUUUGAAUUUGGGCUUUGCGGAUGGCAACAACUAACAAAUGACCAAUUUGAUUGGCAAAGACAUCGUGGUCCAACAUCUUCAUAUGGCACUGGACCAUCCUCAGACCACACUUCAGGCACAGCUAGUGGAUUUUACCUUUAUAUUGAAUCAUCACAACCACGAAAACAAGGAGACAUAGCUAGGAUUUCAUUUAGCCUUCCAAAACCAGCAGGAGUAUGUGCCAUGAGAUUUUGGUACCACAUGUAUGGUAUUAAUGUUGGAAAUCUAAAUGUUUACAUGUUUUCAUUAAACACUGGCAUGGUCAUGAAGUCAAGUGUAAAUGGCACACAUGGAAAUAGUUGGAUCAGACAGUCGGUUACAUUUAAUGCCCAGACAAGUUACCAAGUUAUAAUAGAGGGUGUUAUUGGUGUUGGAUACAAUGGUGAUAUUGCUAUAGAUGAUGUAUCAUUCACACCAGGGUGUGGAACCCCAACUUCAGCAGCUCCUUACACAUUCCAGACAGCACCUCAUCUCUCAGGAUCAACACCAAAGCCAUGCCCAAUUGGUCAGUAUACAUGUAACAAUGGCCAGUGCAUUUCUGUUACAAAAGCCUGCAAUGGAAUAAAUGAUUGUACUGACGGCUCUGACGAAUCACGAUGUCCGCAACCAUGCUCUUUUGAAAGUGAUCAAUGUGGUUGGGCUGAGGAUAUAAUUGAUGGCUUUGAUUGGAGAAGGUCUAGUGGAGCCCUUGCAGCAGCAUCUGGUAUGAUGAAAUAUGCUCCACCAAUCGAUAAUACACGAAGGACUCAGAAUGGUUUCUUCAUGUUUGUUCAGGACACUACAAAUGGAAAUACACAAGGUAAAAUUGCACAAAUAACAAGUCCUAUUCUUUAUUCGGCAAGUAAGGAGUGCAAGAUUCAGUUUGCAUAUUAUCUUAAUGGACAAGAUGUUGGACAAAUGUUUUUAAGAGUUGAAGAAGCCGGAUCAGUACCAAUACCACUUUGGCAUAGACUAGGCAUUAGUGGAGCAGGCUGGAAAACUGUAACAGUUGGUCUUGGUAAACAUAGUGGAUCAUUUUUGGUAGAAAUCCAAAAAACUUCAGGUGCUUACAAUGGACAAUCUGCUAUUGAUGAUAUCAGGUUCCUUGACUGCGUACCUCCCAAACCUCAAGCACAAUGCUUACCAAAUCAAUUUACCUGUGCAAAUAAAGCAUGCAUCGGCAUACAUAUGAAGUGUGACAUGAAUAAUGAUUGUGGAGACGGUAGUGAUGAGAUCAGUUGCAAUGGCUACUUACAAAGCAACUUUGAAAAUGGAAUUGGUAGCUAUAUCAGACAAUCAACAUCUGAUGAUGAGUUUGACUGGACACUUUCAUCUUCCAACAGAAAUGUUUCUUAUUUCCCUGGACCACCUUUUGAUCAUACAAAAGAGACUACGAAAGGGCAGUACCUUUAUAUUGAUGCUUCAAAUCGUCCUUAUGGAAGCAGGGCAUGGCUUUUAGCUGGUACAUUCCAAUCUACUGCUCAAAAUGAUUGCAAGAUGGUAUUCUACUUGUACAUGUAUGGCCAAAAUGUCAAUGCAGUGAAUGUUUAUUAUAGAUUAUAUAACUCCGGUGCACCAACUAAAGCUAUCUAUCAGGUCAAUGGUGAACAGGGUCCAUACUGGCAGCGCAUAAGUGUACCGCUAAAGAUUUCACAAUCAUUCCAGGUUAUAAUUGAGGCUAAAGCAGGAAAUCUGGAUCUGGGUGGAGUAGCUAUUGAUGACUUGUCAUUUUCACCAGGUUGUGGAGUUCCUACUUCAGCACGACUUCCAACUCCCCCAACAACAGUAACAACCCCUUCUACAAUUGCCACAACAAUCCCUGGAAGUAACUGUACAAAUUCACAGUUUACAUGCAGAAGUGAUCUUAAGUGUAUAGAUGCAACAAGAGUAUGUGAUUUUAGAGAUGAUUGUGCUGAUAGUAGUGAUGAAAAAAAUUGUGUGGCUAUAACAUGUGGAUUUGAAAAUGGGGAUACAUGUGGAUGGUCAGUACAGCAGGCAGCAGCCCCAAAUCCAGACUCGUUUACCUGGCAAUUUGGACCGGCUCAGACAUUUAUGAACUCUCCAUAUAGUCCAAAAAGUGAUGCCUCAGAGCGGCAGCCCACAGGAUGGUAUGCUUAUGCCACCAGCUCUAGAGGAUCCUUCCAAGAUUCGGUAAGCUUAUAUACACCCAAAAUAGGAAGAACGGGACCACAAUGUAAACUUCAGUUCUUUUAUUAUAUGGAUGGACCAUCAGUGGACUCACUUAUAGUAUACACAUCUUCCCAAGGUACAAAUAAUCAGCUUUGGGAAACAACAGGUGGUAAAGGAAAACUUUGGCAGCCGGCAGUAGUCUUCAUUGGAGCAAAGUCAAAUGUUGUUGUAGGAAUUCAGGCUAGACGUGGUAAAAGCUUUACAGGUGGAAUAUCCAUUGACAAGGUUCAGUUUGUUGAUUGCCUACCACCCUUAGUGCAGCCAACAUGUAGAAGCGACCAGUUUUCUUGCCAAAACAAAUACUGUAUUGAUCCACAACUUCAAUGUAACUACGCUGAUGACUGUGGCGACAACUCUGAUGAAAAUGCACAAUUUUGUGACCGAACAUAUGUAGGAAGGUGUUCCUUCACAAAUGAAAUAUGCAGUUUCUGGUCCAAUGCUGUAGAUGAUAACUUUGAUUGGACUUUAGCUAAAGGCUCUACACCAACUUUAGGAACAGGACCAAGUGUUGACCACACAUCUAGAACAGAAGCAGGUGGUUAUUUAUACAUAGAUGGUUCACCACCAAGAAAAUCUGGUGAAUAUGCAAGACUGACAUCACCAACUAUCAGCGGCUCAUCAAAAAAUUGUGUAUUGCGACUCUGGUAUCACAUGUGGGGAAAUGAACUUGGAGCACUGACUGUGUCCAAAAGAAUAACAUACUUGAAACCAAUAGCUGGACUGAGUGACCUAUCAACCAUUGAAGGUGAUCAUGGCGAUGUUUGGAAACUGGCAACUUUUGUCAUGGACUCUCAGACUGAAAAUGUAGACUUCCAGAUUGUUAUACAAGGAAGUGUUGGUCACGGUAUUCAUAAUAACAUUGCUAUUGAUGAUAUUUCACUCACACCUGGAUGCCAAGUUACAGGCUCAAGUAUACCUGGUCAGCCUAUGGCACCAAGUACAACCAUUGGACCAUGUGGAUCUGGACAGCUUCAGUGUAAGAACAGAAACAAAUGCUAUUCAUUCAAAGAACAGUGUGACUUUAUUGAUGCAUGUGGUGACAAUUCUGAUGAGGCUUUAUGUGGAACGUCAUGUGAAUUUGAGAGCAGUAAUAUGUGCGGAUGGAAGAACUCUGGACGUGACAAUUCAAACUUUAAAUUGACAGGUGCUGGUAAAUCUCCAGGACCCAAAACAGAUCAUACUUUAAGCAGUGCAAAUGGUCACUACAUAUAUCUACAAAAUGGUCAGAAUGUAAUUGGGGAUGCUGCAUUGCUUGAAUCAAGCAUCUAUUUCUCGUCAAGUCCAUCCUGUCAAAUGACAUUCUGGUACAAUGCUUUUGGUUUCCAAGGUACAAUUAUACAGGUUGUACUGAAAACAAAACAAGCUAAUGGCAUUAAACUAUUCCUUCAAACUACUAACAGCUCCACUGUGUGGCAGAGGGCACAGUUUAGUGUUGGUUCAUUCCAGACAUUCUCGUUCAUCAUUGAAGUUGUCUUCCCGAGAAAUGCACAGGGCCAUAUAAUAGCAUUUGAUGACAUCAAGUUUACAAAGUGUUCUCCAAGUAUUGUUGGCAAUUGUACUACCAACCAAUUUUUGUGUGCAAAUCAUCAGCAGUGUAUACCAAGAAACAGACGCUGUGACAAGACGGUUGAUUGUAAUGACGGAUCAGAUGAAGAUGGCUGUGUUCCAAAUACUGGUGACUGUAAUUUUGAUGCCCCGAAUUGGCAGUCAUUGUGUGGGUGGAGUCAGAGAGUUGAUGAUGAUGCUGAUUGGAUGCAGGCAAAUUACAGACAAAACCUCAACACUGGUGCUGAUGCUGAUCACCAAGGCACUCAAAAUGGACAGUUCCUCACUAUAAAUAGUGCUAAUAUGCGUACUGGAGACAUUGCUGGCCUUCAAACACCAUUCUUCCCCAGCAGUUCCGGGGUGUGUUACGUACGAUUCUACUACUACAUGUUUGGAUCAGAUCAUAUUGGUCCUUUAAGAAUAUACACCCUCAAUACAAAGAGUCAGAAGAAUUUGAUGUGGUCAAUUAGUGGAAACAUGGGUCAGAUGUGGAAAUAUGCUAAUGUGUUAGUUGGAGAUAAUGCCAACUUUAGUAUUAUUGUUGAAGCUACAGCCGGGGAUAAAACAACUUCUGAUAUAGCCAUAGAUGAUUUCACAUUUACACCGGAAUGUAAAACUGGAUUGCCUCCGACCAAUCAGAACAGACCCGUGUGUAAUGCACAGACAGAGAUGUACUGUUCACUUCGAGAGGAAUGUCUGCCUAAGAAAUGGGAAUGUGAUGGUAUUUGGGAUUGUCCUGAUGGAUCAGAUGAGGGGUCACAAUGUCCAACAACUACCCGAAAAACAUUACCAUCUCUUGCCUCUGGUCAAACAAGACCAUCAACCACACCAACAACAAGAGGGUCAACAACAUUAAGGACUGUACCACCAUCAAGUUCUGUUUUAACUCCGGCAGUAAAUAAUUGUCCACAUGGUCAGUUCCAGUGUGGAUCAUCCCAGUGUAUACCUGCUAUAUUACAUUGUGAUGGUGUGCCUGAUUGUGCAGAUCAUACUGAUGAAGCUGUUGAUUGUAAAAAAUGCCGAUUUGACUUCUACUACUGUGCUAAACAGCGAAAAUGUAUCACCAACGUAACACGCUGUGACGGAAAUGAUGAUUGUGGUGACGGCACAGAUGAAAGUUUGUGUACUCCAUCAUGCUCAAACCCACUCUUUAUAUGUCAAAAUGGAGGUACAUGUAUAGCCGGAAGUUCUCCACCAAUGUGCUCCUGCACUGUUGGUUACCAGGGUAACCGAUGUCAAUACAAGUCACCAAAAGCCUUACAAUCCUCACAACCAAACAACAGUUCAGGUGGUUGGAAGAUAGGAGUAGGUGUAACAUUUGGAGUUGUUGCCCUUGUUGUUAUAGCAGUUGGUACAUUCUUCAUGAUGAAAAAAUACAAACCUAAUAUUAGCCUGCCAAGUUUAUCUUCAUUACGUAGAGGACGAUCACCAGAAGCUGGUCUCACUAAUCCUGUAUAUGAUGGAUAUGGUGCCGAGAGUGAGACUGAUUUUCAGUUGAGCACCAUAGAUAGUGGGGGUUAUGGGGGAAUGCCAUCAACUUCCAUAGAAAACCCUCUAUAUUCUGACGCAUAAAUCACAUAGAAAUGAAAAAAGACAGACUUUUCAAAAAGGGACAAUAAAUUCAACAGAGAUAGAAAAAAAGUUAAUACUCAGAAAGACACUUGUGCAAUAUUUUGAAAUAAAGUGCAAUAUAUUCAAUAUUUAUCAUCACCCGUGCAAUAUUAAGAUAAUUGUGAUAAUUUAUUAUAGCUUUUACUUUUUAUUAUACUUACUAUGUACAUAUUUAUACAGAAAAAAUAUAUCAUUUGAUUGGGAAACAUAAAAUUUUAUAAAUAUAUAUAAACAAAUUACAACUUUGCUGAAACAAUGUGGUUUAACUUUGUUACAUUUCAUUGUUAUGUUAAAACAUUAAUACUUUUAUUGAACAAUAAAAUAUAAAAA
Ruditapes philippinarum (Manila clam) is the source of this 37512-nucleotide messenger RNA. Its product is annotated as MAM and LDL-receptor class A domain-containing protein 2-like. NCBI's taxonomy places the organism in Eukaryota, Metazoa, Mollusca, Bivalvia, Venerida, Veneridae. Gene Ontology annotation, molecular function: protein binding. The record is from RefSeq and is a predicted model, not a curated record. Gene Ontology annotation, cellular component: membrane.